Messenger RNA from Morone saxatilis (striped sea-bass), 1518 nucleotides. RefSeq names its product fructosamine 3 kinase related protein (gene fn3krp). The transcript has 6 exons. NCBI's taxonomy places the organism in Eukaryota, Metazoa, Chordata, Actinopteri, Moronidae. The record is from RefSeq and is a predicted model, not a curated record. The coding region runs from base 114 to 1043 and encodes 309 amino acids.
GUUGGUUGACGCGGCGGAAGCUGUCAAAAUUCUUUACUGCGUUUUUGGUGUUAGUCAGUCUAUGGCAUUAACGCCACUGUAAUUCCGCCCUAACUGGUUUGGUGGGAAUAGCAAUGGAGGCUAAGUUAAAGAAAGAGUUGGGGACAGCCGUGUUGAAGUCAACUGGUCACUCUGGAGGAGGAUGUAUCAGCGAGGGUCAGAGUUAUGAUACUGACACUGGGAGAGUGUUUGUGAAGAUAAAUCACAAGAGAGAGGCCAAAUUGAUGUUUGAUGGGGAGAUAGCCAGUUUGGAAGCCAUUUUAAAGACAGAGACUGUUAAAGUCCCCAAGCCUGUGAAGGUGAUUGAGCUCGACACGGGAGGAUGUGUAUUUGUGAUGGAACAUCUGGACAUGAGAGGCCUUAGCAAGUACUCAAAGCAUCUUGGAGAGCAGCUGGCAGAUCUGCAUCUUCACAACCAGAGACAGUUGGAAAAACUGAAUAAAGAGCAGCAGACAGUGGGGAAAGGAGCGGGGCAGUCAGAGGUGGCUGUUGUUGAAAAAUUUGGCUUCAGUGUAACCACAUGCUGUGGAUAUCUACCACAGGAAAAUGAGUGGCAGGAUGACUGGGUGACAUUUUACUCACAGCAGAGGCUGCAGCACCAGCUUAACAUGGUGGAGAAAUCUUACGGAGACAGGGAUGCCAGAGAACUAUGGGCCGAGCUGCAGCUGAAGAUCCCUCAGUUUUUCACCGAUGUGGAGAUUGUCCCUGCCCUCCUCCACGGAGACUUGUGGGGAGGCAAUGUGGCACAGUGUGCAGACGGCCCGGUCAUCUUUGACCCAGCUUCCUUCUAUGGCCAUUCAGAGUAUGAGCUGGGUAUUGCAGGGAUGUUUGGUGGCUUCAACAGCUCUUUUUACUCUGCCUACCAUGAAAAGAUUCCUAAAGCACCUGGAUUUGCAAAGAGAAACCAGCUUUACCAACUCUUCCACUAUUUGAAUCAUUGGAACCACUUUGGUGGUGGCUACAGGGGCUCUUCGAUAAGCGUUAUGAAGAAUCUACUAAAAUAACUGCACUCGCACUCACUUUCAGAAAGCUUCACAGUCUUAAACUCAUGGCAAGUAUUAUGUAUAUAUUGACAGAUGCUAACUUGUCCGGGAACAGUGUGUCUAGACGCUAAACAUAACAUAUAAGCUCUAUUAAUAUUUAUUAAUUCUUUAUUUUCUACAAUGACGUGUAUAGGUGGCCUAUAACCAAACAUAAACCAUAUCAAAGAAGCUGAGUUUCUUUGGUAUGCUGCAAACUCUUCCUUAAUUUUGUGUCAUUUUUGGUCCUUACUGUGCAAAGGACAACGGAUUUUCCCCGUGAGUGCAAUAUUGUGUACUUUAUUUACUUUAUCUACAUCAUAGUAGCCUGACUGUUAAUGUCAUACAGACUGACACACUACAUACACCUACAAAGUGUUGCAGUAUAACAAUGAAUCCAUUCAUUUGGAUAUUUUGUGUCCACUGCUUAACCAACAAUAAACGCUGUGAUGAUCCAAAG